Verruconis gallopava is the source of this 1194-nucleotide messenger RNA. RefSeq lists its product as uncharacterized. Bases 1 to 1194 code for a protein of 397 amino acids. The transcript is spliced from 2 exons. Gene Ontology annotation, molecular function: pheromone binding; mating-type factor pheromone receptor activity. Gene Ontology annotation, biological process: G protein-coupled receptor signaling pathway. Lineage: Eukaryota; Fungi; Ascomycota; Dothideomycetes; Venturiales; Sympoventuriaceae. Gene Ontology annotation, cellular component: G protein-coupled receptor homodimeric complex; membrane. The record is from RefSeq and is a predicted model, not a curated record.
AUGAACGCUUCAACCGGCGCAACAGCAGCGGUGGCGGCGGCGAUGACGACGACGGUAACGAGCGUGGAUCCCUGGACCCAAACCAUGAGCUGGAUCCAAGUGCUCGGUACAUCACAGACGACUGUACCAGUGCCCAUGGAGGACCUCGCCGAGUUUACAUUUCAGAACAUCCGGCUCGGACUUGUGUACGGCGCGCAGGUCGGGCUUGCGAGCCUCAUGCUGGUUACAUUGCUGCUGCUGACCAGGUCCGACAAGCGAGGGUCGCCGAUCUACAUGCUCAACACGCUCGCACUAUUCCUGGACGUGCUGAGAGGCAGCAUGAUGGCGGCGUGGCUCGACUCGACGUGGAACCACCCGCUCGUCGCCUUCGAGUCGGACUACUCGCAUAUCACCGCGGGCGACAAGACCAAGAGCCUCAUGGCGGAUGUGUUCAAGGUAGCCGAGUUAGGCGUCAUCCUUUCAUCCCUCAUCCUCCAGGUGUGUGUCAUGAUGGCCACGGCACCGUCGCACCAGCGAGCAUUGGUGGUCGGCGUUGCGUGCGCUCUCGCCCUUGUGACCAUGUGCGAGCUCCUUGCUUCCACGGUUGUAAACGCACAGAACAUUGUCUACUUGGCUCCCGUGGCAUCGUACGCUCUUCAGUACAGACUAUCCGACGUGGCUUCCAUCCUGCAACUCGUCAGCGCGGGGUUCUUCCUCGCCAUCUUUGUGGCGAAGUUAGCCGUAGCCAUUCGAAGACGACGCCGGAUAGGACAGCGAAAGUUCGGUCCAAUGCAAGUCGUCUUCAUCGGCAGUCUGCAGAGCAUGAUAAUCCCAGUUAUAUUUACAGCAGCGCAAUGGAAUCAGUACGUGGACCUCGGCAGCCUGUCAAUGACUAUGCUUGCGAUCCAACUUCCCCUCACAGCACUGUGGGCAAGCACGUCGAUAGAGGCGCGCAUGGAUGGCGAGAAGCCGGAGCGGGCACAGAAGCAGCCAUCCGAAAUGUUGGGCUCUGAUCGACAUCUCAUCGGCGGUCAGCCGACGAGGAAACUCGACGAAGACGAUCUUAGCACGUCUACGACCUCGUCGGAACUACCAUCUCCUAUGAGAAACGUAGGAACAGCGGGCACCCUGUGCACGCUAUGCGAGGCAGCCGGCGCCAAAAACGGUCGCAAUGUCAAUCUUGAUGUCAAGACACUUGAACGGCAUAUUGUAUAG